Ascoidea rubescens DSM 1968 is the source of this 1782-nucleotide messenger RNA. It is a transcript of the gene RIT1, whose product is annotated as tRNA A64-2'-O-ribosylphosphate transferase. Gene Ontology annotation, cellular component: cytoplasm. The transcript has 2 exons. Gene Ontology annotation, molecular function: tRNA adenosine(64)-2'-O-ribosylphosphate transferase activity. The coding region runs from base 1 to 1782 and encodes 593 amino acids. The record is from RefSeq and is a predicted model, not a curated record. Lineage: Eukaryota; Fungi; Ascomycota; Saccharomycetes; Ascoideales; Ascoideaceae. Gene Ontology annotation, biological process: charged-tRNA amino acid modification.
AUGUUGCCAACUGUCGUCUCAACUUCAAUCACCUCUUCAAUCAUCCCAACUGUCUUAAAGGCCACAACCACAAGAUCUUUCUCCUCUUGUGUAAGUGCUUUGACUAAGAAAACCGACGGUAAUACUUAUAAAACAUUUGCUGAAUACAGAUUCCAAGCUAGUCAGGUUGGUCCUUUAGCUGGUAAACCAUUUAAAUUGCUAACUCAUGAUACCAAUGGUGUCUUGAUGGAAAAUAAUACACUGGAAAUCUCUGAUUUGCUGCAAAAUGACUGUUUAGUUUCAAAUUUGGACGCAAAAACAAAGAAAACCUACAAGACAAUCAAAGAUAGAAUAUACUCCAUAUUGAAGGAUGUUGAUUUCAUUCUCGCUGUAGCCAAUUUACUAUCAGAUUAUCCACUAAUUGCAAACGAAAGAUGUGGUUCUUGGUAUAUUCCAAACCAUCUUUUAUAUGAUACGUGCUAUUUCAAAUCAACUGACUCUCAUAUUAACGAAUGGGAUUUUUCUUUAAGAAGAUUGAAUCUCCAUUUGCUAGACAUAAUUAAACAAAAACAUGGAAUAAUCAUUAUUGACUCAACCAGAUCAACCAAAAAAAAGGUUUUUCCAGAUUCUUUGAGUAAAACAAUACCAAUAUGGUGCGCAGUUUUAAAUUACAUUCGAUUUUCAGAUAAAAACAAUAUAAACAAACAAAUUAAUGAAAAUUAUUUAUUUUUACCAAAAUCAAUUUCAAAAUUCGAAUAUGAUAAUAUUUAUAGAUUGAUUCCUAAAUUUACUGAAAGUUUAUUAAGCCUUGACAUCAUUUCAUCUGAAAGAUUAAUACAGAUUUUGGGUAAAAGACUUUUAAAGCCAAUAUUUAUUUUCCAUGAUAUAUCAUUAGAUCAAAUCGAAGAUUGUUUUAGUGAUAAUAUUUAUCCAAUUUAUCUCGUUUGUGCUAGUAAAAUUCCAAAUGGCGGAGACUGUACAAGAUUUUAUAAUUAUAUUCCUGGUGCUGCAGAUGAUCAUGAGUUAUGGUGUCCCUCCUCAAAAUUCUCAUCUAAAAUAUUUUGGGAUAAUAUUGACAAAUUAAAAGACCAAAAAUUAUCUGAAAAUGACUUGAUAAAAUUAAUCAAUUUCCUAAGUAAUGGUGAUGAUAAUAAUAUUGUUAUGAAUUAUGAUGUUAAUAUUAAUGAGCUUGGUAAAAGUAUUGAUAACAAGAUUAUUGACACUAAUAUUUCAACCCAAAUAAACAAAAUUAAUGAAAAUAUUAUUGUGGGAAAAAUAUCAUUCAACUCAGAUAUUGAAUAUGGACAUUUAAAUAAUUACUUGAAAAAUAAUUUCAAGUGUUAUAAUUUGGUUAUUAUCUUAACUGAAAAUAUUAUAAAUAUAAAAAAUAACAAUGCUGGUACAACCAAAAAUGAAAACAAAAGGUUUCCAUAUUAUUUAAUUGAUGAAGAUAAAACUAAAUUAUUAAUUUUACCAUUGUCUUCAUCAAAUAAAGCACAUUCAAAAAAACUAAGAUAUUAUUUUCCUAUAGUAUUUGAUAAAUUGAAAAUUAUUAGUAUCAAGACCAAGGAAAAGGUUUUGAUCUUGGAUGAAGAUGGAAAAGAUUUGGGUAUUGCAUUUGGAUUGAUCUGUUUAAUCAAGUACUUUAGUCCUGAUGAUAUACAUAGACUUCGAGGUGAAGAAAUUGAGGUCAACAAAGAUUUAGUAAAAAAGUAUCUUGCUCAAAUAAUUGGGAUUGUUCAUAAAGCAAAUCCCAGAAGAGCGACCCUACUCAGUAUUAAUUAUUAUUUCAUGUCGAAAUAA